AUGUCUCAUCCAUCUUGGCUGCCACCCAAAAGUACUGGUGAGCCGCUUGGCCAUGUGCCUGCACGGAUGGAGACCACCCAUUCCUUUGGGACUCCCAGCAUUUCAGUGUCCACACAACAACCACCCAAGAAGUUUGCACCAGUAGUUGCUCCAAAGCCCAAGUACAACCCAUACAAACCUGGAGGUGAAGGUGAUUUUCUUCCACCCCCACCUCCACCUCUAGAUGAUCCUGGUGCUCUUCCGUCUGGCUCUGGAAACUUCCCUCCUCCACCACCCCUUGAUGAAGGUGCUUUCAGGGCACAGGGAAAUCCUGGAGGCAAGACCCUUGAGGAGAGACGUUCUAGCCUGGAUGCCGAGAUAGACUCGCUGACUAGCAUCUUGGCCGACCUUGAGUGCAGCUCGCCCUACAAGCCUCGGCCUCCACAGGGCUCUACUAGUUCAACUGCCUCUCCUCCAGUCUCUACCCCUGUCACAGGACAUAAAAGAAUGGUAAUACCAAACCAACCCCCUCUAACGGCAACCAAAAAGUCUACAUUGAAACCACAGCCUGCACCCCAGGCAGGACCCAUCCCUGUGGCACCAAUUGGAACACUAAAACCCCAGCCUCAACCAGUCCCCGCCUCCUAUGCUACGGCGUCCACCCCUUCAAGGCCUGCCUUCAACGUGCAGGUGAAGUCAGCCCAGCCCAGCUCUCAUUACAUGGCUGCUCCUUCAUCAGGACAAUUUUAUGGCGCAGGCGCAGGACCCCAGGGCUAUAACACUCAACCAGUUUCUAUCUCUGGGCAGUGCCCACCUCCUUCAACACGGGGGGGCAUGGACUAUGCAUAUAUUCCACCACCAGGACUUCAACCGGAGCCUGGGUAUGGGUAUGCCCCCAACCAAGGACGCUAUUAUGAAGGCUAUUGCCCAUCAGGGCCUGGCUAUGGGGGCAAAAAUGACUCUGAUCCAGCUUACGGUCAACAAGGGCAUCCGAAUACGUGGAAGCGGGAACAAGGGUAUACUCCUUCUGGAACAGGAAACCAGAACCCAGCCGGGAUGUAUCCAGUUACUGGGCCCAAGAAGACCUAUAUCACAGAUCCUGUUUCAGUGCCCUGCGCACCGCCACUGCAACAAAAGAGUGGACAAACAGGAUCCAUGGGGCCUCCAGCUGUUCCCCCUUCAUUCCGCCCUGAAGAUGAGCUCGAACACCUAACCAAGAAGAUGCUGUAUGAUAUGGAAAAUCCACCUGCUGAUGAAUACUUUGGCCGCUGUGCUCGCUGUGGGGAAAAUGUAGUUGGGGAAGGGACAGGAUGCACCGCCAUGGAUCAGGUCUUCCACGUGGAUUGUUUUACCUGCAUCAUCUGCAACAACAAGCUCCGAGGACAGCCCUUCUAUGCCGUGGAGAAGAAAGCCUACUGUGAGCCCUGCUACAUUAACACCCUGGAACAGUGCAGUGUGUGCUCCAAGCCCAUCAUGGAGCGGAUCCUGCGAGCCACCGGAAAGGCCUAUCAUCCUCACUGCUUUACCUGUGUCAUGUGCCACCGCAGCCUUGACGGGAUCCCAUUCACCGUGGACGCUGGUGGCCUCAUUCACUGCAUUGAGGACUUCCACAAGAAAUUUGCCCCCCGAUGUUCUGUGUGCAAAGAGCCUAUCAUGCCGGCCCCGGGCCAGGAGGAGACUGUCCGGAUUGUGGCUCUGGAUCGCGAUUUCCAUGUUCAUUGCUACCGGUGUGAGGAUUGUGGUGGUCUCCUGUCUGAAGGAGAUAACCAAGGCUGCUACCCUCUGGAUGGACACAUCCUCUGCAAGACCUGCAACUCCGCCCGCAUUAGGGUGCUGACGGCCAAGGCCAGCACUGACCUUUAA
Molecule: messenger RNA, 1842 nt
Organism: Puma concolor (puma)
Lineage: Eukaryota; Metazoa; Chordata; Mammalia; Carnivora; Felidae
Gene: LPP
Product: LIM domain containing preferred translocation partner in lipoma
Biological process (GO): cell-cell adhesion
Cellular component (GO): focal adhesion; stress fiber
Source: RefSeq, a predicted model, not a curated record